Filobasidium floriforme is the source of this 321-nucleotide messenger RNA. RefSeq lists its product as uncharacterized. The record is from RefSeq and is a predicted model, not a curated record. The transcript is spliced from 3 exons. Bases 1 to 321 code for a protein of 106 amino acids. NCBI's taxonomy places the organism in Eukaryota, Fungi, Basidiomycota, Tremellomycetes, Filobasidiales, Filobasidiaceae.
AUGGCGAAGACCGGUUCCUGUACCCAGAAGAUACGGCGAGUAUUUGUGGAGAAAUCCGCGCUCUGGGCAGUACUAGGUAACAAAAUCUUUUGCGGUCCAGUCUUUGGGUUCUUUGUUCAUCUUCAUGGCGAGUUAGAUUACCCUAGCAGUCCAUGUCUACUGCUUGAGGAAUUGGAGGAGGUCAUUCAUCUGGCAGCGGACCAAGUCAAGGUGCAACAAAUUGGCAAGGCAACUUCCACAAGGCCAACAAUUGUGGCAACUGGUGAUUCGCCGUGGUCGCCACGAUUGGGCGAUCGUCCACGACCAUUAGUCAAGACCUGA